Cyprinus carpio (common carp) is the source of this 269-nucleotide messenger RNA. RefSeq names its product mitoregulin-like. Gene Ontology annotation, cellular component: mitochondrial inner membrane. Gene Ontology annotation, biological process: positive regulation of mitochondrial membrane potential. The record is from RefSeq and is a predicted model, not a curated record. The transcript is spliced from 2 exons. NCBI's taxonomy places the organism in Eukaryota, Metazoa, Chordata, Actinopteri, Cypriniformes, Cyprinidae. The coding region runs from base 6 to 269 and encodes 87 amino acids.
ACGUGAUGCGACUUCUAUUCACACGCGUGCUUCCUCCAACAGCGAGCUGUGGCCGAACGGAGGUGAACAUGGCCGAUGUGUCGGAGAGGACGUUACAGGUCGCUAUAGUCGUUUCGUUUGCAGCUGGUUUUAUCGCCGGCUGGCAGGCAAACAGGAUGCGAAGAAGGUUCUUGGACUGGCGGAAAAAGAGGUUACAGGACAAGCUCGCAGAAACACCACAAAAAAACACACCUAACAAGACACAAACUGCCAUGGUCAUCAAAGUCUGA